UUUCAUAGGAAAUGAAUUUCUGUAGAGAGCAUUUUAGAACAGGAAUAACAGACAGAGUUAAAAAAUUAAAACAGAAAUACAUUUACCCUGAUUGGAUUCAAUAAGUUAUUAUUCUUUGAAAUCAGUUACCGUCACUAACGGGAACGAAAUAAAUGAAUAUGUAAACAUCGAUAGCAAGUUUUACACAUUUUACUUUUACCCUCAGUAGAUGGCGACACUACAUGCAGAUUUAAUGUAUUCCGUAGAAAACUUGAUACCAAGAUACAUAAAUUGAAAAGAGAAUCAUAUUUUUGAGUGGAUAUUAGUGAAUGAAAACGAAGAUUAAGAACUGCAUAAUCUCUCUAAACAAAAGAUGUUCCAAGUGUUCCUUAGAAGCGUUUGUGAAGAAACAACAGCAGCCAUCAUCGUGAUAGUUGUUGCCACCAUCUGCAUUUAUUACUACAAAAGGAAUAAAGGUUUGCCUCCGGGACCCGUGUCUUUUCCCUUUUUCGGUUACUCCCUCAUCCUGAAAGAUGACACUUGUCACCGGACUCUGGAAAAAUUGCAGAAGAAAUACGGUGAUGUAUUCAGUUUCACUUUUGCCGGUACUCUGUACAUCAACAUGGGAAGUAUGAAGGCCGUUAAAGAAUUUCAUUUAACCCAUGCAGAAUGCUUUCAGAGAAGCAACGAUUUUUCAGUUAGCUCAUGUUUCUUCAACAAUGGGGUCAGUGUCAUUAAUGGUGAACCAUGGAAAGUCCUGAGGAAGUUCUCGUUGCAACAACUGAGGGAGUACGGAAUGACCACCGUUAAGGACAACAUGAGUGAACCUUUAUACGAUUCCAUCCAGGAGACCAUCAGCUUCUUGAAAGCAAAGAAGGGUGAACCAGUGGAAAUCGUGCAGCACCUGACCAACAAAUGCAACAAUAUACUCCGCUGCACCAUGUUCGGCCAAUCUGGAAUCACAGAAGAGCAGGUGAAAGAAAUAAACGAAGCGUACACUCACGUUGUGGCAUUCAUUACAAUGACCAACUUAUUCUACGAUGGAUUUCUUACGAGGUUUAUUUUCCCUCUUAAACCUGGAUAUUGGACAGCGAUGAAGAAUUUCAAAAUCAUAACGAGAACAUUGGAGAACGUUGUAAACGAACACAAAUCCAUGUUCAAAAAAGAUGAGCAUCCAAGCAAUUUCAUUGACGCUUUCCUCAAAGAGAGGAACGACAGGAAUUGCAAAGGGGAUCCAACAGCAAAAUACUUCACCGAUAAGGCUUUGAUUGGUACCCUGAUUCAGUUUGUGAGUGACGGAGUCCUUAGCGUAGCUCUGUUCAUUGCAAUUUUCAUGAAACAUGUAGUGGACCACCAGGACCAUCAAGAUAAAAUCUAUGCUGAAAUAGUGGAGGUCGUGGGAAGGGGAAGAGCUCCGACUAUUGAAGAUAAAAGUAAACUCUCAUAUACUACAGCCUACAUGCACGAAAUAAUGCGCACUUUUGAAUUCUUCUCUGUCAUUCCCGGCCAGAAAUGUAUCAAGGAGACAGUCAUCAGGGGAUACAGGAUUCCCAAAGGUGCAAUAACUCUUCUGAACAUGUGGACCUGCCAUAAUGAUCCAGAGAUUUACCCAGAACCUGAUAAGUUCAAUCCAUCCCGAUUCAUGUGUGAAGAGAAGAGCAAGAGACCCGAUCUACCCAUCACUUUUGGUGUCGGCAGGCGAACGUGUAUUGGAGAAGGUUAUACGAUGUCUCAGAUAUUUCUUUUCCUCACUACAAUCAUCCAGAAUUUUAAACUAACCUACCCUGAAGGUUCAGAAAUAGGAAAUUAUGAGUUUCUUUUGAGUGGAAAAUUGAAUAUUUGUGCCAUCCCAAGAAACGAAGAGAAUUGGGGGGAAAAAAUGCUUCAUUGUGUUAAAGAAAAACAAGUGAUUGUUUUGAAAAAAUAACUUCCUUCUAAGCUUAUCAAUAUAAACAAUAUAUAUAAACAAAAAAAAGCUUGUAUAUUUAUGUUUGUAUUAUUAUACAUGUUCUGAUCUGUAUUCAAAAUAAACUAUUAAAGAAAUUUUAUAAAAA
Molecule: messenger RNA, 2033 nt
Organism: Parasteatoda tepidariorum (common house spider)
Lineage: Eukaryota; Metazoa; Arthropoda; Arachnida; Araneae; Theridiidae
Product: cytochrome P450 2J1
Biological process (GO): xenobiotic metabolic process
Cellular component (GO): intracellular membrane-bounded organelle; cytoplasm
Molecular function (GO): steroid hydroxylase activity; iron ion binding; heme binding
Source: RefSeq, a predicted model, not a curated record